This is a messenger RNA of Spodoptera frugiperda (fall armyworm), 1023 nucleotides long. RefSeq names its product cytochrome b5 domain-containing protein 1. Bases 105 to 926 code for a protein of 273 amino acids. The record is from RefSeq and is a predicted model, not a curated record. The transcript has 4 exons. Lineage: Eukaryota; Metazoa; Arthropoda; Insecta; Lepidoptera; Noctuidae.
AUGUACAAACAAAAAAAUAAGUACGUCAAAGUUACCUCACCUUACCUAUAUAUAAUAAUAGAUGUUAUAUAAAUAGAAACAAGUUACAUUAUUUAUACUACGAUAUGAUAUACACUAAACAGCAAUGGUACACGCCGGCUGAGGUGGCAGUCCACAACGUUGCGUCAGAUUGUUGGGUUUCGUUGAAUGGGAAAGUUUAUAACUUGACGCCCUGGCUCGAAAAUCAAUUUCGAAAUUGUAUGUGUCCCAAGUCAUGUUCCUGUUCUGUCAAAAAUUGGUUUUGUAAUAAUUGCGUGGAGUAUUGUCCCUGUUUUAAGCAGGGCUAUUUCUUUUGCGAUGGAAAGCGGUUGGCUAUGACCAUUUUGGCGUAUGCAGGUAAAGACUUGAGUCAUUGGUUUAAAAACGGGGAAUGGGUAAAUUACAUCCAUCCAGUGACGGGCUCUGAAGUGACUCACCGUACACACGGGCAUACUUUCCGUCAGCCUGUAGUACCUUCCACAAGAUGGCGGCCUUUGGAAGAACCUUGGUGGGACGGGGACAAAUAUGUGGUGGGUAAAGCUACAUCCAAAACUAGACCUAUCAGGAUAACGAAUACGUUAACAGGUUCAACAGUAACCCUUGAAGUAUGCUCUGAAGAAACGAUUUAUGAGAUCAUGAUGAGAUAUUUGCCGCAUAACAGUCAUUUACUGUCAUACACUUGGCGGUACAUGGGCAGAGGGCUCUGCCUUAAUAAAAACUUAGAAGAGAACGGCAUACCAGAUGAAAGGGAUAGAUUUAGCGACGUAGCUCUGCCAGAGAAUAUUCACAUACCUGCCAUUUUAAUUUAUUAUAACGACGACUUGACUGAAGAUCCUCCGAGAGACGAGUGCUUCUGUACCGAACCCAGUUGUGUUCUAAAAAGACCAGAGAGAUGUUUCAAGGCCUGAUCUCAGUCACAUUACAAAGACGAACAGAAUGGUUUUAUUAUUUCCUAUAUUAUUUACAAGUUUCUUAUAAAUACAAAUUAUAAUGUGCGUACCUUAA